Messenger RNA from Caenorhabditis elegans, 1818 nucleotides. RefSeq names its product C-type lectin domain-containing protein (gene clec-122). The coding region runs from base 1 to 1818 and encodes 605 amino acids. Lineage: Eukaryota; Metazoa; Nematoda; Chromadorea; Rhabditida; Rhabditidae. The record is from RefSeq and is marked reviewed. Gene Ontology annotation, molecular function: carbohydrate binding. The transcript is spliced from 4 exons.
AUGUUUACUCCAACUUUUUCAUCAAUUUUUCUGCUUGUGCUCCUGAUGGCAGGAGCAUUGUCUCAGGAUACAUCAACUAGUACCGUAACAACUACUACGGUUGCUUCCACUUCAUCAGGAUCUACAACUGCAUCAACCGCUGCCGGAGGAUCAACUUCAACAACUGCUGCUGGAGGAUCCACUGCAUCAACUGCUGCUGGAGGAUCAACUUCAACAACUGCUGCUGGAGGAUCUACUGUAUCAACCGCUGCUGGAGGAUCCACUGCAUCAACUGCUGCUGGAGGAUCCACUGCAUCAACCGCUGCUGGAGGAUCAACUGCAACAACCGCUGCUGGAGGAUCAACUGCAACAACCGCUGCUGGAGGAUCCACUGCAUCAACUGCUGCUGGAGGAUCAACUGCAACAACCGCUGCUGGAGGAUCCACUGCAUCAACUGCUGCUGGAGGAUCCACUGCAUCAACUGCUGCUGGAGGAUCAACUGCAUCAACCGCUGCUGGAGGAUCAACUGCAACAACCGCUGCUGGAGGAUCAACUGCAACAACCGCUGCUGGAGGAUCCACUGCAUCAACUGCUGCUGGAGGAUCAACUGCAACAACCGCUGCUGGAGGAUCCACUGCAUCAACUGCUGCUGGAGGAUCCACUGCAUCAACCGCUGCUGGAGGAUCAACUGCAACAACCGCUGCUGGAGGAUCAACUGCAACAACCGCUGCUGGAGGAUCCACUGCAUCAACCGCUGCUGGAGGAUCAACUGCAUCAACCGCUGCUGGAGGAUCAACUGCAACAACCGCUGCUGGAGGAUCAACUGCAACAACCGCUGCUGGAGGAUCCACUGCAUCAACUGCUGCUGGAGGAUCAACUGCAACAACCGCUGCUGGAGGAUCCACUGCAUCAACUGCUGCUGGAGGAUCCACUGCAUCAACCGCUGCUGGAGGAUCAACUGCAACAACCGCUGCUGGAGGAUCAACUGCAACAACCGCUGCUGGAGGAUCCACUGCAUCAACUGCUGCUGGAGGAUCCACUGCAUCAACCGCUGCUGGAGGAUCAACUGCAACAACCGCUGCUGGAGGAUCCACUGCAUCUACUGGCGUGACUGUUGCUAGUUCACCAGCACCAGCAGCCGCCUGUGAACCUGGCUACAAGCGUUUCAACCGACCAUCGGGCCCAUGGUGCAUCAAGGUAUUUACUGGAUACUUUGCCGCCCAGAUCGAUGCUGAACGGGCUUGUCAAGCCGCUGGAGGAGCUCUCACUGGGCUUCAAAACCAGGAUGAAGCCUUGUAUAUUCAAUCAUCUCUUCUAUCGCAAAUCAAACAGCCUAGUGCCUCGGUAUGGAUUGGAAUCAAGAGAAAAGCAUCAUGUGUCGGUAAACCACAAGAUGCCACCUGCACAAGAACACAAUCGUUCGAAUGGACAGACGACUCAGCCGAUGGAGUAAACGGCAUGGUUUUCCAAAAAGGACAGCCGGACAACGGUGGCAAAGCCCUAAACCAGGACUGUGCACUGCUUUUGGCUUCCAGAACACCAACCAUUAAAGCAGGAGGAACAUAUUAUGCUGCACAAAUGGAAGAUGUCAAUUGUAUUGCCACUUUUCAUGCGGCAAACGCGGCUCGUAAGACAGGAGGUUAUGCUUGCGGACAGCAACCCAAAACGUGUCAGCCAGGAUGGAAGUUCUUCGAUCGACCAACUGGAGGAUGGUGCAUGAAAGUUUUCACUGGAUUCCACGAGUAUCAAGCCGACGCCGAAAAAGCGUGCCAAGCCGUCGGAGCAACUCUCUCCAGUAUUCAGCACAAGGACGAGGCAUUGCAUAUGCAGGGUAUGUAA